Dendroctonus ponderosae (mountain pine beetle) is the source of this 3588-nucleotide messenger RNA. It is a transcript of the gene RpI135, whose product is annotated as DNA-directed RNA polymerase I subunit RPA2. The record is from RefSeq and is a predicted model, not a curated record. The transcript is spliced from 17 exons. Bases 127 to 3501 code for a protein of 1124 amino acids. NCBI's taxonomy places the organism in Eukaryota, Metazoa, Arthropoda, Insecta, Coleoptera, Curculionidae. Gene Ontology annotation, molecular function: DNA-directed RNA polymerase activity; ribonucleoside binding; DNA binding. Gene Ontology annotation, cellular component: nucleus; RNA polymerase I complex. Gene Ontology annotation, biological process: DNA-templated transcription.
UGUGGCGGCAACACUGCAUUUUCGCAGAGCCAAGAUCUUAUGUGAUUCUAACCACAGAUAUCUGUGAUUCUAACCUAUAUGAUUUCAUUUAAACACACUUGCGAAAUUUGGUGAAAAUUCAAAGAUAUGGAGAGUCCGACGCUUAAAAACAUUACAAAUCCGGAUUUUGGAAAACCACCAGAAAAGCAAAAUGAGUUUAUCAAGAAGUUGGGCCUACCACAUGUGACCAGCUUCAACUACAUGGUAGACAAAGGACUAAACGAAGCCAUUCAAAAUUUAGUCCCAGUCGAAUUUUUAGUUAACGAUCGGCAAGUAAAAUUGAUUAUAACGGGAUUUUCUUUAGCCCAACCGCAAGUGCCUUAUGGUACCAUCGGGGUGAGGAACAAUCUAAUAUUUCCCACUGAAUGUCGCCAAAGGAAGUCCACAUACAGUGGCAAGUUUCUUGUCAAUGUUGAAUGGUACGUUGACGGUCAGAUUCAACAGCCUUUCACCAAGGACCUGGGAAACAUUCCUAUCAUGAUCAGAUCUAACCGUUGCAAUUUGGCCGGGCUGAACCCGGAAAAUUUAGUGAAGCACAGCGAACACGAACAGGAGUCUGGAGGCUAUUUUGUGGUCAGUGGCCUGGAGAAACUCAUCCGAAUGCUGUUGAUGACAAGAAGGAAUUAUCCAAUUGCGAUAAAGCGAUCAGGCUGGAAAGCCAGAGGAGCUCUCUUUUCCGACAUGGGUAUUUCAAUUAGAUGCGUCACAUCAGACCAAACUGCAACGACAAACGUUUUACAUUUUGUCACUGACGGUUCCUCAAAACUCAUGUUCAGCUACCAGAAGAUGUUGUACUACGUACCACUGUGUCUUGUACUUAAGUCCUUGUGUGACUACACGGACCAGUAUAUCUAUCAGAAGCUCAUUGAAGGCUGUGAGGAAGAUCUAUAUUAUCUGGAUUCAUGCCAAAAUAUGUUACGGGCGAUUCACCUUGAAAACUUGCACACCCAUGACGAUUGCAAGGCCUUUUUGGGCAAAAUGUUUAGAGUCAAACUAUACGAGUGUCCUCCAUGGUUUUCCGACAUCGAAGUGGCCGAUUUUAUGCUCAAAAAGUGCAUUUUAAUCCACUUGAACACCAAUGAGGACAGGUUUAACAUGCUGAUUUUUAUGACCAAGAAGUUAUUCAGCUUUGCACAGGACAAGUGCAAGGUGGAAGGGGCUGAUUCCGUAAUGAUGCAAGAGGUCCUUCAAGGGGGCCAUUUGUACUUGCAAAUAAUUAAAGAAAAAAUGCAAAAUUGGCUCAACAACAUGCGCCUGGCCGUCAUGCAAUUGGCUCGCGGCAAUAAGUUCAAUUUCAAUCAGGCUGAUAUAUUGCGAGCGGCCAAGUCUUCGGGUGGUAUCGAACACUCAUUGAAAUUGUUCCUUGCUACGGGAAACAUGUUUAGUACUACAGGCUUAGGCCUGAUGCAGGAUAAAGGCCUGUGCAUUGUAGCGGAGAACAUCAAUCGCAUCAGAUACAUGUCUCAUUUCAGGGCUGUGCACCGAGGCGCGUUCUUUCAAGAGAUGCGUACUACGGAAGUGAGACAGCUAUUGCCGGAUGCGUGGGGUUUUAUCUGCCCAGUCCACACUCCUGAUGGCACGCCCUGCGGUCUUUUAAAUCACUUGACCCUGGAUUGUGUCCUAACUGAUGUAGCUGACGGCGAAAAAGUGAAAAACAUUCCAGUAGUUUUGAAGGAAAUUGGCAUGGUUGCGUUGAACUACAUCAACAGGCUGGAUUUGAUUAAUUGUUACGUUGUUCAACUGGAUGGAAGAAUCAUUGGUUACAUUCCUAAAGAAAUGGCAUCGAGGAUUGUAGAUCAACUUCGGCUUUUGAAGAUAGAAGGUAAACAAAUACCUAACACCCUCGAGAUAGUUCUUGUUCCUUUGAAGAAAACCAAGGCGCAAUUUCCGGGCAUUUUCCUGUUCAGCGGACCAGCGAGAAUGAUGAGGCCAGUAACAAAUCUGUUCGCCAAUAAAAUCGAACUGAUCGGCACUUUUGAGCAGGUUUACUUGGAUAUUUGCGUGAGCCCGGAGGAGGCUUAUAAGGGCGUUACAACCCACAUUGAACUAUCGAAGACGAGUUUCCUUUCAAACUUAGCUCAACUCAUCCCCAUGCCCGAUUGUAAUCAGUCCCCUCGAAACAUGUAUCAGUGCCAAAUGGGCAAGCAAACUAUGGGCACCCCUUGCCACAAUUGGGAUUUGCAGUCCGAAACGAAACUAUACAGGCUGCAAACUCCCAGCACGCCGCUAUUCCGGCCGGUUCAUCAUGAUGAGUUAGACUUGGACGAUUUUGCGAUGGGCACCAAUGCCAUCGUUGCUGUUAUCAGCUAUACGGGAUACGAUAUGGAAGAUGCCAUGAUUAUCAACAAAGCAUCAGAGGAGCGAGGUCUUGCCCAUGGUUCGAUUUACAAAUCAGAGUUUGUAGAGCUGGAGCACGAGGGCUCAUAUUUUGCCAGGAAUCCUAAUAGUGCCGCCUUGGCCGAAACACUAGAUACCGAUGGUCUGCCCUACAUCGGACGCAGAAUGGCCGAAGGAGAGCCCUUAUACUGUUACUUCGAUAGCGACAGGUCGGACUACAAGAUAGUAGUUUUCUCCGGCAAAGAGGAAUGCUACUUGCAUAGCGUGAAAAUAUGUGGUGAUUUUUCAGCGAGGGCCAAAAAGACUAUUUGUUUGACGUUUCGAGUGUCACGUAAUCCCAGUGUUGGUGAUAAGUUUGCAAGCAGAGCGGGACAAAAGGGUAUUUGCUCGCAAAAGUGGCCUGCCGAAGAUCUGCCGUUCACGGAAACUGGGUUGGUACCAGAUAUAGUUUUCAAUCCCCACGGCUUUCCCUCCCGAAUGACGAUUGCCAUGAUGAUUGAGCUGAUGGCUGGAAAAUCAGCGGCUAUUCACGGCCUGGUGCAUGAUGCCACUCCUUUUAAAUUUUCAGAAGAUGACACCGCUGUAGAUUAUUUCGGUAGGCUCCUCGAGCUAGGAGGCUACGACUAUUAUGGGACGGAAACAAUGUACUCUGGUAUAGACGGAAGAGAGAUGACAGCGCAAAUAUUCUUUGGAGUCGUCCAUUAUCAACGUUUACGACACAUGGUGUCGGAUAAAUGGCAGGUAAGAUCGACAGGACCCAUGGAUAUAGUGACUCGGCAGCCCAUUAAAGGACGUAAAAAGGGCGGUGGCGUACGCUUUGGUGAAAUGGAGAGAGACGCCUUGAUCAGCCACGGUGCCACGUUCCUCUUGCAAGACAGAUUAUUGAACUGUUCGGACAAAUGCCUUGCUAACAUAUGCACGACUUGCGGCUCGCUGCUGGCUCCCAUCAGUUUAGUAACAAGGAAAGCGGACAAGCCCCAUCUGACCGAAACAAAGGAUAUAUGCAAAAUGUGCGGAGACAAGAUGAAUGUUUUGCGAAUUCAAAUACCGUAUAUUUUCAAGUUUUUUGUUACACAGCUCGCUUCAUGCAACAUACACGUGAAAAUUGGCUGCCAACCGAUUUGAAUCGUUAAAGUUAAGUAAAAAUUGCAUAAAUGUUUCGAGGGACAAGAAACAAUUGGAAUAAAUAACUGAUUUUAUUCGUACAGUUAA